This is a messenger RNA of Maniola jurtina (meadow brown), 1372 nucleotides long. Its product is annotated as general odorant-binding protein 1-like. Gene Ontology annotation, molecular function: odorant binding. Lineage: Eukaryota; Metazoa; Arthropoda; Insecta; Lepidoptera; Nymphalidae. The transcript has 3 exons. The record is from RefSeq and is a predicted model, not a curated record. The coding region runs from base 14 to 517 and encodes 167 amino acids.
CAGAAACGACAAAAUGGCGUGGAAGAGUAGGUGGCGUUUCCUCGCUUUGGCCAUUCUUGUGAUUUGCCAAGCUCCUAGAGUAAGAGCUUCAAAGGAAGUUAUGAAGAAGUUGGCCACAGGCUUUUCUAAAGCUUUGGAUGACUGUAAGAAAGAGUUAGGGCUGGGUGAGCACAUCAUGCAAGACUUCUACAACUACUGGAAGGAAGACUACGAGCUGCUGAACAGGGACACAGGCUGCGCCAUCAUGUGCAUGGCCACCAAGUUCGACCUCAUCUCCGAGGACAUGAGCCUGCAUCACAAGAACGCACAUGAGUUCGCCAAGACACAUGGUGCUGAUGACGAUUUGGCUCAACAGCUGGUAACAAUGCUUCACGAGUGCGAAAAGUCCUACAGCGAUAUUUCAGACGGGUGCAUGAAGACCCUGGAGAUAUCCAAGUGCUUCCGGACGAAGAUUCACAACCUGAAGUGGGCGCCCUCGAUGGAAGAGAUCCUCGAGGAGUUGAUGACUGAGGUUUAAAAUCAUCACCAGGAAGUAAAUUGGAGGUGAUAUCAUGACGAUUCCUUUAUUGAUAACUACUUAACUGCGGUCUAGAAGAAGGAAAACCUUUUAUUUUGCAAAAAAUCAUCAAAUUUUACAGUAUUACAUUAUUAAAGUUUAAACAAGUAAGUUUUAAAAACCCCGACUGCAUUUUUCAAACCACAUAAAGAGUAUGAAACCCGCCAUUUUUUUUAUGUAACCAGUAAUACUCGCGCCAUCAACACGAAUUUAAACAAGUUAUUUAUCAAAAUCGGUUAAGCCUUUGAGUAGUCACAAGCUGACAUAGGAACGGACAUACAUACAAAAGGAUCUAAUACAUAACCCUCGUUUUUGGCUUCACCGCAGUCGGUCAAAAAUACAAAACUAUAAAGUUUAAAACAACUGAUUGGCACUUUGGUGAUUGAGUAGGUACAUUUUGCGUAAACCACUGCGAUAUUGUUCUAAAAUCUUAAAAUAUCUUUAAUUAAGUACGAAAAUUGAAAAUCUAUGAACUAUAAAUGAAAUUAUAUUAUCUCAGAAAUUGAAAUAAGCUAAUUUGACCAAUUUUUAUAAACAUAAUUGUAAAGUUAUAUUGGUCUUAUAAAUCAUCUUAGAUUUAUUCUUAUAAAAUGGUACAUACGGGUUUUGGUACAGCUUAAUGAGUAAUUAAGGUUUAUGAUAUUGCCUCCAAUUACCAAAAUAAUAAAAUUAAAUGCGACGACUUGCUAAAUGUUUAAUGGAUUUUCGAAAUAUAUUAUUACGCUUCUCCCAAUUACUUGUCAGUUAGUAUUUAAGUUGUUUAAUCCUCGUUUAAAUUUUAAGUGGUGUGGAAGUACCUAUGUUAAUAAAUAAAUU